Messenger RNA from Lucilia cuprina (Australian sheep blowfly), 1026 nucleotides. RefSeq names its product heat shock protein beta-1. The transcript has 5 exons. The record is from RefSeq and is a predicted model, not a curated record. The coding region runs from base 211 to 783 and encodes 190 amino acids. Gene Ontology annotation, biological process: protein refolding; response to heat. Lineage: Eukaryota; Metazoa; Arthropoda; Insecta; Diptera; Calliphoridae. Gene Ontology annotation, molecular function: protein folding chaperone.
UACAAAACAGUCUUUAAGAUAAAAGCAAAGUGUUAACAACUUAAAACAAGUGCUAAACAAACAAAAAGAAAAAUAAUAUCUCUAGCGCAACAACAAGAUAAACAAAGUGUGUACUAGAAAAUAUACAAAAACAAAAAAAAAGCUAAAAUUUUUUUGGUGAAAUUUCAUAUUGUGUGAUUAAAUAAAUUAUAAAACAAAAAAUCCAACAUAAUGGCCGAUUCUAACAAGCGUAAUAUUCCUAUCAAAUUGGGUGACUUCAGCGUUAUCGAUACAGAAUUCAGCAGUAUUAGAGAACGUUUCGAUUCUGAAAUGCGUAAAAUGGAAGAAGAAAUGGCUAAAUUCCGUCAUGAACUCAUGAAUCGUGAAGCUAAUUUCUUCGAAAGCACCAGUACAACAAAAAAGACAACAACAAAAAGCUCAACUACAAAUUCUGCCCUCUCCUCCAGACCUAAACAAAAUUACAUUUCGGACAUCAGUUCUCCCUUGAUUCAGGAGGAUGGUGAUAAUAAAGUAUUGAAAUUACGUUUUGAUGUCAGUCAAUAUGCCCCCGAAGAAAUUGUUGUCAAGACUGUUGACCAAAAAUUAUUGGUACAUGCCAAACACGAAGAGAAAUCCGACACAAAGAGCGUCUACAGGGAGUACAACCGUGAAUUCUUGUUGCCCAAGGGUGUUAAUCCCGAAUCCAUUCGCUCUUCUCUCAGCAAGGAUGGUGUUCUAACUGUAGAUGCUCCUUUGCCGGCUCUUACUGCUGGUGAAACCAUGAUUCCCAUCACUCACAAGUAAAUGCAACGAUAAACAACUCCUAACCAACAACAGUUUACAGUUAAACUUACAACAUCAAAUGUGUGCUACUCCAAAUCAUCACAACUAUCAACCACCAAAAGAAAAAAAUCAAAUAAAACUUUAGGCAACUUCUUUUUUUUUAAAUUCAUAACUUAGCUUUUUAUCUUGGAAGCUGCUCUUACACAGGAGUAGUAUGAUUUGUGAAUAAAAAAAGCUAGAAAUGUUCUUAAAUUUAUUUAAUAA